Molecule: messenger RNA, 436 nt
Organism: Cokeromyces recurvatus
Lineage: Eukaryota; Fungi; Mucoromycota; Mucoromycetes; Mucorales; Mucoraceae
Product: mitochondrial large subunit ribosomal protein-domain-containing protein
Exons: 2
Coding region: 35-343 (102 amino acids)
Biological process (GO): translation
Cellular component (GO): ribosome; mitochondrial large ribosomal subunit
Molecular function (GO): structural constituent of ribosome
Source: RefSeq, a predicted model, not a curated record
CUUUUUUUUUCUGUAUAGGUUGAUUAGCUUUAUAAUGUUUACCACCCGUUCUAUUGUGCAAUCAGCUCACCAUAACAUCAAGCGAUACUAUUCUGCACCUGCUUAUUUUGUAUCACGAACUGUAAACAAGGGUAUUCCUGUUUAUACUGACUACAAAAAUGGAGGAACUCGUCUUUUGACUGUUAUUCGUAAAGUUCAAGGUGAUUCUUUAGCAUUGAUGGAAGACUUACAGGCCGAUUUUCCUGAAGCUGAAAUUACCCGUAAUUAUAGAACACGACAUGUCCUCAUUAAGGGUAACCAUGUUAACGAAAUUAAAGAAUGGUUAAUUGCUAAAGGAUUUUAAGAAAAGGGGCAAUAAAGAAAAAAAAAGAGAGAGAGAGAGAGAGAAAGAAAAAGUACUAGGUGCCAAAAAAAUAGCUAAAUGUAUCUGCUUUUA